AGCGGUGAUGUCACGAGAGCGGCCCGUGUUCGUUCCAGCUGACUCUUGCCGCGCUCGGUUGCUUCCUUGCUCGUAGCCUACAGAAAGGCAGGGAAAGAAGGUAAACGACAAAAAUAACGAGAGCGAAAGACGGAGGGAGCGACAUCGACUAAGUAGGGAGAGGAAAAACAAGAGACCUCAACACCUAUCCUACUCAUGUUGGAUAUUAUUUGACGAAUACUUUUUUUCCCCCUCGUAUCACCCCCCGCCCACACGUAUUUUCUCUAUUAUUGGAUUUCCAGGUAUCGCUCCAUAAUCCAUUUUACUCCAUGGACAACCCUCAGGUUUGUUUUAUUUUUGUCCAGGUCAAGAAGAAAAUCAACUCGGUUUGAUGCCUAUUAUCCUCAAUUAAACGGACAUCAUCAAGCAAGGCAUUUUGGCGAUAUCUGAGCGCUGACGUGCAACUUUGUUUAUCUCAUAGAUAGAGGCAGGGAUAAGUGAUUAACUCUUAAAGGGCACAUUGCAUCUGUUAAGGAUAUUGAAUAGGAACACAUUUUACCAUGAACAUAUUUUUGAGGACAUCAUUUUCACUUUUGAUUUUCUCAUGGAAAGUUGGAAGAGCAAUAGCAAUAGUUUAUUGUUGAUAUCAAGUUAUAUUUGUCAUGUCGAAUUUUACUAUUAUUCUCUAGCACUUAAUGCAUAUUUAGAUAGGCUAACAUUUGGUGUUCGAAUGAGGUAAAUAACAGUCGGUCUAGCAGUGUGUUUUCAGCUGCCCACCUGUCCACCUUUUUAAUCGUCACGUCACUGUGUUGUGAACCCGCUGACAGCCAGUCAAUCGUUUUGUGGAUUAAUCGGAUAAAUUCCGCGCUCAUUCCACCGUGGGAAUCAACCACCAUCCCAAUCAUGUCUAGGCCGCUCACACAGCUCCUACCGCCUGACCUCCCGGCUGGAGCGAGCCCACAGUUCGGCACGGGUAACCUUGCGGGCAGUGUCCCGACCGGUGGACACUUGAACUCCAUGGCCAGCCUCAAGACUCUCCUACAGCUGCCCAUCAAGGUUGACCAGCGAGCGAAAGACUGCUGUGCAAUGAAAGAUAAAGACAAGCCCCAGGACUCAGACGAGGACUCCAUGGGUGGGGUUCCAGGUGGCCGGCCUUCCCAGUCGGCCUUCCUGGGGCCCCAUUUGUGGGAGCGCACGCUGCCCUGCAGCGACGGGGGCCUCUUCCAGCUGCAGUACAUGGACCUGGAGGAGUUCCUGACUGAGAACGGCAUGGCCAUGCACAACAAAGGUGGCAACGGCUCCAGCGCCAGCGCCCAGGUGCCCUCACAGAGUUCCCUGCAGUCGGCCGUGCCCAACCAGAGCUCCCAGUGCCCGCCGUCAUCCCCUCCGCCAUGUUCGUCUUCAUCGUCCUCCAUGUCCUCCUCCUCAUCCUCCUCCUCGCUGCUGGGCCUGGACAAUGUGCCGCUGCCACCAAACGGACUGCCAGGCAUGAUGGGAGGGCCCGAGUGCCUACAUGGUGGCCAAGUUGGGCCUCCUGACCUCUCGCCCUCCUCCACCACCACUUCUCCCUGUCCCCCCGGGCCUCCAGGGGGCCCGCCGGUCACCAGCGGCACUGCUGACGUCAUGGUGAACUUUGACCCGGACCCGGCGGACGUGGCGCUGUCCAGCGUGCCGGGCCAGGAGGCCUUCGACCCCCGAAGGCACCGCUUCUCGGACGAGGAGCUCAAGCCACAGCCCAUGAUCAAGAAGGCACGCAAGAUGCUGGUGCCAGACGAGCAGAAGGACGACAAGUACUGGAGCCGGCGCUACAAGAACAACGAGGCUGCCAAGCGCUCACGUGACGCCCGGCGCCUUAAGGAGAACCAGAUCACCGUGCGCGCCGCCUUCCUGGAGCGAGAGAACGCUGCUCUCAGACAGGAGGUGGCCGACAUGCGCAAGGAGCUGGGCCGCUGCCGCAACAUCCUCAACAAGUUUGAGAGUCGACACGGAGACUUGUGAGGAAGAGGAGGGAGGUGGUGGUGGAGGAGGAGAGAGGGGUAUAAGGCAGUGGCAGCACUUUAUUUGAUGGGGUGCGCGUACGGCCUACGUAGACGUGACAUAAGCAUCGUAUGACACCUGGCGUAAGCAUCCAUGUUGCGAGUAGCCUGCAGUGUUGUAAUGAGUGCAGCCUCCAUUUAGUGAUUCUGUGCUAUGCUGGUUUCACUUCCCGUGUCUCUUUGACGGGUAUUGUCACUUGGGCGUCACGACGUCAUUCAGUGUUUUAUAUCAGGUGCGUUGCAGUGUUUUUCCGGUUAAUGCGCAGGCCAUACGUGCACCCGUUCAAAUGAGGUGUUCAAAUCAUACAGAUCACAAGAUAACUAAUGUUUUUAAGCUAUAGACAAGGAGACAAGCCAGGGGAAGACAGGUGUGUACUUUAUUUCUAUGACAAAACGUGUAUAUUUUUUAACUGUACUGGGCAGGGAGGGAGACAUGGGCAAACUAGGAAACAGAGGAUGAGCUACAGUAUAACUAGAAGAGGAAGAUUAGGAGAGGUGGUUCAGGACAGAAGAAAGCAAAGAGAUUUUAACAUAACUGUAUAUUUUUAUAUUUGCAAAGAUGGACAGUUCAGAGGAGAUUUUGGAAAUAAUAUUUUGUAUAUUUUAUAUAUGGGUGUGUUUAGUAUAGAGAUGGGGGCUAUUGGUAAAUGGAUUGGUAAAGGAUAUAUUUUGAACUCGUUAAGAUAGAGGGGUCAGAGGUCAUAAUAGAGAAUGUAUAAUGGUUGUAUCCAGGGAUAACAUGAUGGCAAGAGAGGAUAAUUAUCUUAGUAAAUGUUUGUGGAGAUAGACAGAUCGAAGAUGAAACAAACAUUGUAUAGUUUUAAUUUUGUUCUGUUGGGUUCGUUGAAGCACUUAAAGGGAAUUCUCAAAAAUGUUCACUUCAUGUUCAUCAUCUCCAGUACCAUUAACAUGUGAAAAUGGGGCAUUUAUGUUUUGUAGUAAAAAAGAUGUUUCCAAUGAAUUCAUCAA
Salmo salar (Atlantic salmon) is the source of this 2984-nucleotide messenger RNA. RefSeq names its product hepatic leukemia factor. Gene Ontology annotation, cellular component: nucleus. The record is from RefSeq and is a predicted model, not a curated record. Gene Ontology annotation, biological process: regulation of transcription by RNA polymerase II. Gene Ontology annotation, molecular function: DNA-binding transcription factor activity, RNA polymerase II-specific; RNA polymerase II cis-regulatory region sequence-specific DNA binding. Lineage: Eukaryota; Metazoa; Chordata; Actinopteri; Salmoniformes; Salmonidae.